UCACGUUGAACUCUAUAUUGUAGUUUCAUCAGGGUGCCCCCACGUUGACCUCUAUAUUGUAGUUUCAUCAGGGUGCCCCCACGUUGACCUCUAUAUUGUAGUUUCAUCAGGGUGCCCCCACGUUGACCUCUAUAUUGUAGUUUCAUCAGGGUGCCCCCACGUUGACCUCUAUAUCGUAGUUUCAUCAGGGAUCACCUAUGUUGACCUCUAUAUUGUAGUUUCAUCAGGGUGCCCCCACGUUGACCUCUAUAUUGUAGUUUCAUCAGGGUGCCCUCACAUUGACCUCUUGCCGUAUCUUUCUCUUCCGAGUUUCGGGGAUGAGGGCCUGGUCCGGGGUGAGCAGUACAUCCUGUGCCUCCGAAUCUUUGAAGUGGAAAUCUUCAUACAAAUCGAGCAGUAGCAGGGAUGAACCUGGAGGGGGAGCUGUUCAAGGACCUGAUGAGAGGCUACAACAAGAACGUCCGGCCCAUGGAGAAGAGUGGUGACAUCACACAGGUCACCGUCAAGAUGACCCUCACCAACCUUAUUUCCCUGAAUGAAAAAGAAGAAGCCCUUACAACCAGCGUCUGGAUUGAAAUGAAAUGGUGUGACUACAGGCUGAGGUGGGACCAAUCUCCCAGGUCUGUCCUGUAUGGAAACCUCACCUCCCAGAUGAGGAUCCCAUCCAAGAGCAUCUGGCUGCCUGACAUCAUCCUGGAGAACAAUGUAGACGGAAAGUUUGAGAUAGCCAUGUACUGUAAUGCCCUGGUGUCUCCUGGUGGCUGUGUGUACUGGCUGCCUCCUGCCAUCUAUCGCAGCGCCUGCUCCAUCACCGUCAACUACUUCCCCUUCGACUGGCAGAACUGCACCAUGGUGUUCCGUUCCCAGACCUACAACGCUAACGAGAUAGAACUAGUUCUCACAGAGGAGGACAACCAGCCUGUGGAGUGGGUGGUGAUCGACCCCGAGGCUUUUACAGAGAAUGGGGAGUGGAUCAUCAAACACAGGCCUGCUAAGAAGAUGAUUAACCAGCGCUACACUAAAGAUGAAUUAGAGUACCAGGAAGUGGUGUUCUUCCUGAUGAUCCAGAGGAAACCUCUGUUCUACGUCAUCAACAUCAUCGUUCCCUGUGUCCUCAUCUCAUCCCUGGGCCUGCUCGUCUACUUCCUGCCUGCCAAAGCUGGGGGUCAGAAGUGCACCGUGUCCAUCAUGAUCCUCCUGGCCCAGACUGUCUUCCUCAUCCUCAUAGCCAACAAGGUCCCAGAAACCUCCCAGACUGUUCCUCUUAUCGGAAAGUACCUGAUGUUUGUCAUGUCCGUGACCACCAUCAUAGUAAUGAACUGUGUCAUCGUGCUGAACCUGUCUCUAAGAUCCCCCAAUACACACAUCAUGAACAAUAAAGUCAGGAAGGUCCUGCUGAACAUCCUGCCUCGGCUGCUGAGGAUGCAGAUGCGACCGUGGACACCGUCUGAGGACUGUGACCUCAGUGAUGGAACCGGUAAUGGUCACAGUCACAGUACCGACAGUGGGAGUAACAUAUUCCUAGUCCCCUGCCGGCGUCGCAGCUCCCUAGGACUCAUCAUCAAGGCAGAGGAAUACGUCAUGAAGACGGCCCGGUCUGAACUCAUGUUCUCCAGGCUCAGAGAGAGAGACGGCCUCAUGAAAUCUGCACUGGAGAAGAUCUAUAACAGUCUUGAGGGGAGUACGGCACAAGACCUGGGGACCAGCCUGGCCCAGGCCUCACCGGAGGUACGCCAGUGUGUGGAAUCCUGCAAACAUAUUGCCAAGAGUGCCAGGCAACAAAACAACUUUGAGAGUGAGAAUGAGGAGUGGUUCCUGGUUGGCCGGGUGAUUGACAGGGUGUGCUUCAUCGCCAUGGCGCUGUCGUUCUUCAUGGGCACCAUCGGAAUCUUCCUGAUGGGGCAUUUCAACCAGCCCCCCUCCGUACCUUUCCCUGGUGAUCCCAGGAAGUACCUUCCUCCGUUAGGGAAUAACAUCACCGAUCCCACUGGGAAUGACACUGGUGAAAAUCUACUGGGUUGAGAAAUGUCCAUAAACCAGGAAGAGGUCUGAAAAUGGCCCUAGAAAGGAAUGGGUUUUAGCACAGGUUAUUGUGGCUGCAGAAAGCUUUGAGAGAUCUUUGAUUAUGUAUGUAUUGGUGGUCUGAGACUGAAACUAAACCAUGUGGGUCUGUCACAGGUCUUGCAGUUUAUGAGUUUACUCAUUCAGUGAGACAACAAAGAUAUUGACAGUGGAUUAUAGAUGUCCAUACGAAUUACAAAGGGAUAUGGUUGACCAUACGCACUGAUGCCUUGUAUGAUAUGUGUGUUUCAGAGAAAUGGUUGAAGGUGGUAUUUUUGAACAUAGAUAUUACCACUGAGUAAUAUGCUAAAGUUUUAUCACACUGUUAUGUUUACUUUCUUUAAGGCAACCCAACCCGGACUCAGGGGUAGACGUAACCUAAUAAAUGUAAAUCCGGUACACUCCAAUUAGUAUGAUAUGUUACGUUU
Molecule: messenger RNA, 2489 nt
Organism: Oncorhynchus tshawytscha (Chinook salmon)
Lineage: Eukaryota; Metazoa; Chordata; Actinopteri; Salmoniformes; Salmonidae
Product: cholinergic receptor, nicotinic, gamma
Exons: 12
Coding region: 406-2022 (538 amino acids)
Biological process (GO): signal transduction; nervous system process; monoatomic ion transmembrane transport
Cellular component (GO): neuron projection; postsynaptic membrane; synapse
Molecular function (GO): acetylcholine-gated monoatomic cation-selective channel activity; transmembrane signaling receptor activity
Source: RefSeq, a predicted model, not a curated record